Dioscorea cayenensis subsp. rotundata (Guinea yam) is the source of this 1398-nucleotide messenger RNA. RefSeq names its product phosphoglycerate mutase-like protein 1. Lineage: Eukaryota; Viridiplantae; Streptophyta; Magnoliopsida; Dioscoreales; Dioscoreaceae. Gene Ontology annotation, molecular function: phosphatase activity. The record is from RefSeq and is a predicted model, not a curated record. Gene Ontology annotation, cellular component: cytoplasm.
UGUAAUUUUGUAGAUUACUCGCAAGAGCUCUCUCUGGAUCCGAUCCGAGUAAAUGACCAUUUCUUCUUCUCUGAGUGCCCUCCCAUUUUCUGUCGCCUCAUCGCGCUCUUCUUCUCUCGCUAUCGGUCGCCCUUCUACUCAGCGUUAUCAUCGGCGCCGGCCAUUCACAAUAGCAACUCCGUUCGCGCAUUCUGCUGCCUCCGAUUCCCGCUCGGACAUGGAUGGGUGUGCCGCUUCAAGUCUAUAUCCUUUGCAUCGUUCUAAAACGUUGCACCUGGUGCGGCAUGCACAGGGAAUUCAUAAUGUGGAAGGUGAAAAGGAUUUUAAAGCGUAUUUGUCUCCAGAGCUUUUUGAUGCUCACCUCACGCCUCUUGGUUGGAAUCAGGUUGAUAAUCUACGGAAGCAUGUUAAUGCAUGUGGGCUUGCUAAGAAGAUUGAAUUAGUCAUCACUUCUCCUCUCUUAAGGACAAUGCAGACAGCUGUGGGGGUUUUUGGAGGUGAAAGCUAUGUGGAUGGAGUGAAUGCUCUUCCCCUCAUGGUAGAAAAUGCUGGGAACAGUAAUCAUUCUGCAAUUUCAAGUCUCAAUUGCCCACCAUUUAUUGCUGUGGAAAACUGCCGAGAACACUUGGGUGUUCAUCCAUGUGAUAAACGGCGUAAUAUAAGUGAGUACAAGCUGCUUUUCCCUGGACUUGAUUUCUCACUGAUUGAAAAUGAUGAAGAUAUUCUAUGGGAAGCUGAUAUACGAGAAGCAAAUGAAGCAGUCGCUGCCAGGGGAGUGAAGUUCAUCAACUGGUUGUGGACUCGAAAAGAGAAGGAGAUUGCCAUCGUUACCCACAGUGGUUUCUUAUAUCACACCUUGCAGAUGUUUGGAAAUGAUUGUCAUCCUUCCAUUAAAAAUGAAAUCAGCAAACAUUUUGCCAACUGUGAGCUCCGAUCAAUGGUGCUGGUUGAUAGAAGUAUGCAAGGGACGGAUACCUCCGUCAGUAAUUAUCCUGGAAAAAACCCCCAAGGGCUUGAUCUUCCAAGUGACGUAGCUCAUGAGAAGCACCCUGAAAAAAAAGGAGUCUGUUGAUGAUGGUGCUGUAUGUGACAGCAGAGCUACCGGAGUUGGAGUUGGAGUUGGAGUCGGAGUCAACUCUUUGCUUGGGGCGUGCAUUCAAUCGUUUAGUUAAGAUUUUCUUACCACCAAAAUAUUUCAGGUAAUUACUUUUUUAACCAUCGACUGAAAUUUUUAAUUAAAUAGUAGCUUGAGGUAACAGAAUGUUUUGGUUGGUCCUGAUAAAUUGGUUGAUUUUGUCUUUUGUCGAAAUAUUAUAUGACUCGUUAAAAACGUGAAUCUAUCGAACAAUGACUACAUGGAUAUUUUUAAAUAUUUUAUUCCAUAACGCUUUUAAAUCA